Molecule: messenger RNA, 1966 nt
Organism: Aspergillus steynii IBT 23096
Lineage: Eukaryota; Fungi; Ascomycota; Eurotiomycetes; Eurotiales; Aspergillaceae
Product: APC family permease
Exons: 5
Coding region: 273-1883 (536 amino acids)
Biological process (GO): amino acid transmembrane transport
Cellular component (GO): membrane
Molecular function (GO): L-amino acid transmembrane transporter activity
Source: RefSeq, a predicted model, not a curated record
GCUUCUCGAUUUCUGAUUAUACCGGAUAUACCAUUCUAAAUUCAUUAAAGACAGCUUAUAAUUAGAAACUCAGGGGGUACGCCAUGGAUUAAAUGACGAUAAGAAAUCCCUGCACGGAUGGGAAUGCAAUCAGGAUUCAGGACUAUCACCGGAAUUCUCCUACCAAUUUAUUGCUAGGGGACAACAAGCUGAGAGUCUAUUCCCCCUCAAGUGCUUUCGACGUUAUUCUACGGGAAAAUUGAAGAAUUCUGUCAGUUUUUUUGGUGUGGACCAUGGCAUCAAACCGAUCUCUGGAUCACCAUCCCAGCUCAAUUGAGAGUGGGAUCGAAAGUCGACCAACAAGAAGGACCCUACAUUCUAGUCGGGAUGCCGAUGAUGAGCCUGAGAGCGUUCAUUCGAACGAGGAAUCAUCUUUAAUUCAUCAUUCCGAUGAAGAAGACCUCUCGUCUCGGGAACCGGCAGGGCCGCAUCGUCGGUUGGGUCUACUUUCCACAACCUUUCUGAUAACCAACCGCAUGAUAGGCACGGCAAUAUUUUCUGUGCCAUCAUCUAUUGCACAAUCCGUUGGAAGCGCUGGUGCAGCCCUGACGCUGUGGCUAGUUGGGUUUCUCCUGUCAUUCUGUGGAUUUCUCAUAUACCUAGAACUAGGUAGUCUGUUUCCUCGUAAUGGCGGGGAAAAGGUUUACCUUCAGGCUGCUUAUCCACGACCGCCGUUUCUAGUGAGCACAGUAUUCGCAACACAUAUCAUUUUCCUCGGCUUUACUGGCAUUGGAACUGUUGUCGUUGCGGAGAAUAUGCUUCUGGCAUUUGGGAUUACAACAAAUGACUGGGUUAAACGUGGUAUAGCGGUCGCAAUCAUGGCAUGCAUAGCAGCAAUCCAUGUUUUCACCAAGAACUGGGGCAUCAGACUGAUGAAUACACUAGCCUCCAUCAAAUUAAUAGUCCUUGUUCUUAUAAUCUUGACCGGCCUUACAGUUCUUCAUGGGGAUGUGUCAAAUGUACCGCAUCCAGGAGCUAGCUUCAAACACCCUUUCUCGGGAUCAUCAUCCCAUGUGACGGAUUAUACAGUUGCUUUAUAUAAAGUUCUGGCCAGCUAUCAGGGCUGGUGCAACGCCGGGUAUGUCUUGGACGAGGUCAAAGAUCCCCGUCGGACACUCAAGAUUGCUGGUAUCUUAGGGCUCACAUCUGUGGGUCUUCUUUACUUUAUGGUAAAUGUGGCAUACUUCGCUGCCGCAACCCCCAAAGAACUGGGUGAGACGGGAGUCACAGUCGCUGCCCUUUUUAUAGGCAAGGUUUUCGGAGAGGAGAUGCAAUCAUUGAGUGCUGUCCUCGCUGCCUUGUCUUCGCUGGGAAACUUGAUGACAGCGUCUUUCUCGAUCUCGCGGGUGGUACAAGGGUUUGCAGAGGAGCAAGUUUUGCCAUUCUCUUCAUUUUUUGCCAGGAAAACACAUUUUGGCUCCCCAGCUGCUGCCUUCAUAUUGGUUUUUCUGUCCUCAUUCAUAAUGAUCAUUUGUGUUCCAUUUGGGGACGUUUACAACUUCAUCCUCGAUCUAGGUCAAUACGCAAUGGCGAUCGUACAACUGUUCGUCGUAAUUGGCCUCUUCAUAAUCCGAAGGCGAAGGACACAUCCACAACGGACAUUCAGAGUCUGGACGAGUGUUGCUUGCAUAUUCCUGGUCGCUCAGGUUUAUCUGCUCUUUUCCACUUUCUCAAAUUCGGCAGAGAGCGGUUCUAAUCUACCAGUGUGGUUAACUCCCGUGACAUCAAUAUUGGUGCUUUCGUUAGGUAGCGUUUACUGGUUUUACGGAUGGACAUUAAAGCCUAAAAUGGGACAGAGGUCAUCGACAGAGCCUCUGCCAUUGGGAGAUUCUCGCGAUGAGUAAUGAUGGGUCCUGAAUUGCACGAAAGACCUUUAUCUCUAAAUCUCUUUUGCAAAAUUGAUAGCUGAAGUAGCCAUUGUCGGUUC